Messenger RNA from Hippocampus zosterae (dwarf seahorse), 1563 nucleotides. RefSeq names its product lactate dehydrogenase A4 (gene ldha). Gene Ontology annotation, biological process: carboxylic acid metabolic process. Bases 175 to 1173 code for a protein of 332 amino acids. Gene Ontology annotation, molecular function: L-lactate dehydrogenase (NAD+) activity. Lineage: Eukaryota; Metazoa; Chordata; Actinopteri; Syngnathiformes; Syngnathidae. The record is from RefSeq and is a predicted model, not a curated record. Gene Ontology annotation, cellular component: cytoplasm. The transcript is spliced from 8 exons.
UCAUUUGUAUGCGAAACGUCAUCAAGGAAGGGGAGGAGGGAGGGGGCGUGAAAAGGACGUUUAAAUUGCAAUCCAAGCCUUCCCCCCAGCGGUACCCAUUCUGCGGGAGAAUUGCGACAGCAACCAAGCCAACGCUACGAGAAGCAUUCCAGCCUUCACACCGAAGCAUAAACGAUGGCCACCAAAGACAAACUGAUCACCCAAGUGCUGAAGGAGGAGCCAGGGAGCAGCAGGAACAAGGUGACGGUGGUGGGCGUCGGCAUGGUGGGCAUGGCCACAGCCAUGAGUGUUCUGCUCAAGGAUCUUUGUGAUGAGCUGGCGCUGGUGGACGUGAUGGAAGACAAACUGAAAGGCGAAGCAAUGGACCUGCAACACGGCUCCUUCUUCCUGAAAGCGCACAAGAUUGUGGGGGACAAAGACUACAGCGUGACUGCCGGCUCCAGGGUGGUCGUGGUGACUGCCGGCGCGCGUCAGCAGGAGGGAGAGAGUCGCCUCAAUUUGGUGCAGCGCAACGUCAACAUCUUCAAGUUUAUCAUCCCCAACAUUGUCAAGUACAGCCCCAACUGUAUCCUGAUGGUUGUCUCGAACCCAGUGGACAUCUUAACCUACGUUGCUUGGAAGCUGAGCGGUUUCCCCCGUCACCGCGUCAUUGGCUCUGGAACCAACCUGGACACGGCCCGCUUCCGUCACCUCAUGGGAGAGAAACUAUCCCUCCACCCUUCAAGCUGCCACGGCUGGAUCAUCGGAGAGCACGGGGACUCCAGUGUGCCUGUGUGGAGUGGCGUGAAUGUGGCCGGCGUCAGUCUUCAGGAGCUCAAUCCUAAAAUGGGGGCUCAAGGAGAUAGCGAAGACUGGAAGGCGGUGCACAGAAUGGUGGUUGAUGGGGCCUAUGAGGUGAUCCGGCUGAAGGGUUAUACUUCAUGGGCCAUCGGGAUGUCUGUGGCUGACCUGGUGGCGAGCAUCACCAAAAACAUGCACAAAGUUCACCCCGUGUCCACACUCAUCAAGGGGAUGUACGGCGUGCAAGAGGAGGUCUUCCUGAGCGUCCCUUGCGUCCUGGGCAACAUGGGCCUGUCGGACGUCAUCAACAUGACCCUGAAGCCCGAGGAGCAGCAGCAGCUUGUGAAAAGCGCCGAGACGCUGUGGGCCGUCCAGAAGGAGCUCAUUCUGUGAACAGCGCAGCGCCCCGUAGUUCGUGGCCACCUCGACCCCAAACUAAACAUCACAAAACACUGCAUUAAGCCCAAGCGACUCCCUUGUAUUUUCUGUGUCCCACUGUGGCAAAUGGCCUCCACGAAGACCACAAAAAGUUACUUUCAGAUAUUAACCAAGAAUAGGUGUCGUCGGUUCUCAUCAUUGUACGUCUAACCAGAAACACUCACAACUAUUUAGCUGUUAGCAUCAGCUUGUGUUGACAUUUGGGAAUGUUUGUCUAAAAUCCUACAAGUACGCUGUUACUGUGCACUGUUAUGGCUUCUUUCACACACUCCUUGUCUGCUUUGUGUAAUGGUUGUAAUGUCUGUUUUUUUGUUCACGCGUCAGUGUGUUGUUUUUUUUUUUUUU